GCCAAACUGUUCGAGUUGCGUUUUCGGCUAAAGUUGCCACUCUUAGUUUGUUAUUCAUUUCAAUUCGUCAAUAUGACGCAGUAACUAAAUUUGCGAGUGAAUAUUUAAAUUGAUAUCCUUAUACUAAAGGUAUUUUGAUACCCAAACCUACACCCGAUUGUCCAGCAGCAACUAUAAUUACAAUAAUUGCCCUAUUCGCAUGACGUAGUCCGGCUAAAAAGUGAAACCGCAAACCAAACGUUGGCUGACGAGUCGUGACAUCAAGCGAUAAAAAUCUGUGAGAAGUGCCUGUAGCGCUCUUGCCACUGAUGUCAGGAUGUUGCUGCGCUGCUCACAUCAUCAGUUCAGUCGGGCAUUGUGCCGGCAGUGGAGACAUCUACAUAGCUUGAAUGGAGUCGGAUUCGGUGCCCUGCAAAUCAACAAGUGUGCUCCACUACGGUUGCAGGCCCGCAGUCGUCUUGGGGGAGGGGAACUAGCUGGCAAUUACAAAUGGUUGUGGAUAAUGCCACGUCGUUGGAGUGCAAGUGAUGGGAAGGACACCAAGGACCCGGCAUCACAGGUUACGGUGGAAAAAGUUGGCCAAGCUAAAAGGGAUGACACCGGUGGCACUCAGACGAAAUUCGAAGUGAAAACGCCUAAAGGCAUUCUAUCCAUCACAACCACUAUCGAGGACUCGAAGAUCAAUGAAAUUGUAUUCGAAAAAACCGAUCUGUCACCACUAGCCAAGUUAAAUGAGCCGGCUUUAAAUAUCAUUGCUACGGAUACCAUUGCAACGGUAUCUAAUCCACCGCCCGUAUCCGCAGCGUCCGUGCUCCCGACAUCGCGGACGGAGAACAUUGAAAUAGAGGCCACGAUACCUCCCGUGGCAGCGGCACCAAAGCGACCUCGCUUCGAUUAUCGAAUCUCGCUCGAGCGUAAUUUUGUUACACCCGCCCGGGCCAUUUCCGAUUUCAUGCUAUCAGCCUCGGAUCUAGAGAAGUUGCCCAAGAUUAAACGCCGAUCGCCCUACGAGCAAGAGCCACCUAUGACCGUUUACUGGCGGCGAGAUGUUGAGGCAAAAGCCUUGGAAGUCUGGGGUUCACGGGAGAGCAUUGUGCGAGAGCGACUGAAACGGGAAUUGGAACGCAAACAGUACCAGCAAAAUGUGUUUACGGUAAAGCGCCGCUUGCGUGACUACAGAAGGGAGAUGGGCUCGCGCACCAAAGUGAUGCUGGAAAAUAGCAAGGAUGCUGAAAAGUCUGGUCAAGUGGUUGCCACCGCAAUUGCCAUCAAUGCUGCUAAUCUUCUGUUUAAAGCAGGGGGUUGGUUAUACAGUGGCUCUCACAGCAUGUUUGCCGAGGUCAUACACUCGCUGGCGGAUCUAAUCAAUCAGCUAAUCCUGGCCUUUGGCAUUUACAAGUCAUCACAGGUGCCGGACACGGAUCAUCCGUAUGGCUACAUGAAUAUGCGCUAUGUAUCUUCUCUUAUCUCUGGUGUUGGUAUCUUCUGCGUUGGCAGCGGAUUAUCCAUUUACCACGGCAUCGAAGGCAUCAUUCAUCCGCAGCCGAUUGCUGAUCUCUUCUGGGUCUACUGCAUAUUAGCAGGCUCGUUAGUUUCCGAAGGCGCCACUCUUGUAGUAGCCAUUAAUGAAUUAAAACGAUCAGCUCGUGUCAAUAAUAUGAGCUUUAAGGAUUACGUUAUUAGCGGUAAGGAUCCUUGCGUAAAUGUGGUGCUCUGCGAGGAUGCUGCAGCUGUUGCUGGCGUCAUGAUAGCUGGUACUUGCAUGGGACUGAGUAGCUAUACUGGAUCACCGCUCUUCGAUGCUGCCGGUUCGCUGGUCAUUGGAGCUCUAUUGGGUGCUGUCGCAUCGUUUAUUAUUUACACAAACGCCAAUGCGCUAGUUGGAGUUUCCAUAUCCAUGGAGCGCCUGGAAAAAAUCAAUACUGCGCUUGAGGCUGAUGUCAUGAUUCGUGCUAUUUACGAUGUAAAGGGCAUUGACAUUGGUAAUGGACGUGUGCGCUAUAAGGCUGAGUUGGACUUUGAUGGAAGAGAAUUGACGCGUUCUUAUUUAGACAAACAAGAUCUUAACAAACUGCUAACGACUGUACGAGGCUUUCGUAAUGUAGAUGAUCUCGAGAGCUUUUUGUUGGAUCAAGGAGAAAACAUUGUUGACCUCAUGGGCGGUGAAAUUGAUCGCAUCGAAAUGAAUCUGCGCACACAAUUCCCAGAAAUUCGUCAUGUCGAUCUUGAAAUACUCUAAAGCAUUUGUGGCUGGCUUUGUAAAUUAGUUGGCGCAAUCAAAAUUACCCGUGUAGAUUCUAUUUAUUCCGAUAGUCGUUAUAGUUUUCAACAAUAAAUUGCAGCUGUUUUUUGGGGGUUGAUACUUAAUUAAGCUUAAAUGUGUAGUCGUUGAAUAGGAUAACAUUAGAUUGGCGCUCACUUUUUUGAUUAUUGUUUUUUUUCUACUUGUCAAUGUAAACGAAAUUCUUGUUAAUAACUGGGUAUUGAAAAUUGUAUCAUAAUGUGAUCGAGAUCUUCUAACUCUUGUUGGCAUAAGGCAAUGAAUCAAUCACUUGCCUUGGGCUAAUUUGCGUCAGAAGAUUUUGAAGAGUGAAGAGAACAAUCGAAAAUAGCAGCUUUGUAUUACUGUAAACAAUAAAAAUUAACACUG
Molecule: messenger RNA, 2650 nt
Organism: Drosophila albomicans
Lineage: Eukaryota; Metazoa; Arthropoda; Insecta; Diptera; Drosophilidae
Gene: ZnT49B
Product: zinc transporter 9
Exons: 8
Coding region: 317-2239 (640 amino acids)
Biological process (GO): transmembrane transport; zinc ion transport
Cellular component (GO): membrane
Molecular function (GO): monoatomic cation transmembrane transporter activity
Source: RefSeq, a predicted model, not a curated record